GAUAGCAGUGAUGGUUAUUCUAUUACUCUAUAUCGGUUUCACUUGUUGCAAUUAUUGCAGACAUAUUUACCAUAUAUGGAAGUUAGCCUGACGAAUCUAACAGAAUCCUCACAGUUCUGGCUCCUGGCGGUCAACAGUUUUGGCGUGGUGGCAGAAGAAAGAUUUCCUGUUAAAUCUAUAAGGAGAUUCCGAGAGGUAUUUUCCGAAAAUUCCAUGAAAUCGAAAUCAGAAUCAUCGAAAAGAAGAUCCAGGGGAAAGUUGUUUUACAUUCAGGAGAAAAUAACUGAAAUAAAUAACAGCUUGUCUGUUGUUCUACAGAUGAGAGAAAAGACUGGCUUAACAUCACAAUCAAAGAACAGGAACAUAGAUUACUAUGUGAACUGGUUUCUAGAGAACUGUGGCAUUUACAAAGAUGUACGGAAGUGCGGGUUACCAAAGCAGCAUUAUGGACCGGUGCACAACUCCAGUACUGGAGGACAGGUCCAAGUGAUCCUACCAAACAUCAUGUACAAUUCUUUAUAUUCUGUGAAAAUUGAGGCUUCUGAAGGAAUCAGAACAUGGAUACAUGACUUCAAGAUAAAGACUCCAAAAUGCCUUCAUACCCACAGGUUUUUCACGGGAUGCAAUCAGACUAAAUACACAAAUUCUUCAAAAAUUCAAAAGUGGUUCCCAAGCAUUGAAUCUUUAGUCUACAAUAAGACGGUGCACAAAAUAAUUGGUAAUUUCUCAUGGAUGGCACCGAUUAACAGAACAAAUAUCAAAUAUCUUGUGGCUUGGCAAGCGCCUGGAUAUAUGGACCAAUCAAAUAUUUUGCUGGCUGGUAAAGUGAAAUGUGAAGAAACUUCGGUUUUACUUGUCUUGGAACCAUCAUUCAUUUACAAAAUCAAGGUAACUGCUGUCUACCAGACAAACGCAGGAACCAAUAAAUCGGCCCAAAGCAGUCCGUUGUAUGUAAACACAACCAUUUCAGGAAUAAUAAGUGAGAAGAAAGUGAUAACGAGGAAUAUCCGUCUCAAAGAAAAUGUUUCUGUCGACAAUGUGAAUACGACGAAAAGUCCCAUCACGGGAAUCAUAUGUGCCGCUGUUCUGUUUGUGAUGUUCACGUUGCUCGCAGUGGUUUACAGGAGAAGGAAGAACCUGAAGAACACGGUGAUCAGCAAAACGACUGUUGCCAAGAGCAACAGUUACAAGUCGAACGUGACAGGCUGUAAAUCUGAUUAUGCUAAUGACCUGCAGGUGACCAACGAUGAAUGGGAGAUUGACACCAGACAGUUGAAGUUCAGCACGCCAAUUGGUGAAGGGGCUUUUGGCAAAGUGGUCAUUGGAUACUACAGCCAGGAGAAGGUGGCCAUUAAACUGGUCAGAGAUUGUGCACCGCUGUCUUACAAGGAGGACUUUCUUGCAGAACUGGAUUUGAUGAAGAAAAUUGGGAAACAUCCAAAUAUUGUGGCUAUGAUUGGAGCUUGUACUCUGAGUGAACCGAUUGCAUUAAUCAUGGAAUAUCUUCCAUAUGGAAAUCUACACAAUUUCUUACAGAGAUGUCGUCUGGAUGGACAACCGAGAAAGAACAUUGAAGAUGGUUACACUGAGAUGACAUAUUCUGUUAAAGAUGACGAUGGAACGAUCCACGAAGAAGUGAUAUCACCUGUCGAUAUAUUAUCAUUUGCUAGACAAGUGGCAAUGGCUAUGGAAUACAUGCACAGCAUGAAAUACUUACAUAGAGAUCUUGCUGCCCGAAAUGUUCUUCUUGACUACAAGAAAGUGGUCAAAGUCUGCGACUUUGGACUGUCCAGAGACAUCUACAACGACGACCAAUACCAGAAACUGACCAGUGGUAAACUGCCCAUUAAAUGGAUGGCCAUGGAAUCUCUUCGAGACCGCAUGUUCACGACUAAGACCGAUGUAUGGUCAUUCGGAAUCCUACUUUGGGAGAUUGUUACCAUGGGAGCAUCCCCAUAUCCAUCCAUAGCUUUGGCAGAUCUUUACGAAGUGUUGGCAACAGGAUACAGGAUGGAGAAACCAGAACACUGCUCCAAUGAGUUGUAUGAAAUCAUGAGACUCACAUGGCGGGAAAAACCGAAAGAUCGUCCGACCUUUCAUCGACUCCGGCUUCUAAUUGAAAACUUAAUGGAAAAAGACAGAACUUAUCUCGAUUUGAGCAGCCUAGUUACGUCCCUUGCAGGCCAAGAAUAACUCAGUUGUUUCCCUUGUACCAUAAAAUAUUGUUACUGGCAGUUCGAAACCAUUUUCACGCUUCAGAGUAUGCACACUCACACACACACACACACACACACACACACA
Messenger RNA from Octopus sinensis (East Asian common octopus), 2301 nucleotides. RefSeq names its product fibroblast growth factor receptor 3-like. Gene Ontology annotation, biological process: positive regulation of kinase activity; cell surface receptor protein tyrosine kinase signaling pathway; multicellular organism development. Bases 76 to 2193 code for a protein of 705 amino acids. The transcript is spliced from 12 exons. NCBI's taxonomy places the organism in Eukaryota, Metazoa, Mollusca, Cephalopoda, Octopoda, Octopodidae. Gene Ontology annotation, molecular function: transmembrane receptor protein tyrosine kinase activity; ATP binding. The record is from RefSeq and is a predicted model, not a curated record. Gene Ontology annotation, cellular component: signaling receptor complex.